Molecule: messenger RNA, 1042 nt
Organism: Paramecium octaurelia
Lineage: Eukaryota; Ciliophora; Oligohymenophorea; Peniculida; Parameciidae
Source: the annotation of a GenBank genome assembly
AAAAUAUAUGGAUUCUAAUUAUGUACUAAAAGGUGAUGAAUUUAUGAUGAAAGGAGACAAAGCGCUUAAAGGUAGCUAUUUGACAUAAAUGAAGGCUCAACUUUUGGUAAUAUUUUUGGAUCAAAAGGAGAAAGAGCAGAAAAGGCUCUUGAAUUGUAUAAGUCAGCAGCAACACAAUAUAAAUUGGGCAAAAAAUGGGAAAAAGCAUGUGAAGCAUAUUAGCGUUGUAUAACAUGUGAUUAAACUCUGAAAUCUGGGGAAACUGGUGAUUUUUAUAUUGAAGCAGCCAAAGCAAUAAGUAAUGUCAAUAAAGCUGGUAUACUAACAUAAUUUGAGUAUAGAAUCAAUCUAAUUGUACGAGAAAGCAAUAGAACAUUAUGCUAAUGAGAAUAGGUUAGACAAUGCAUCAAGGUACAAGAAGGAAAUUGCUUAAAUUUAUGAAUCCGAGUUUGAAUUCCAUCUAGCAGUCAAAGCUUAUCAAGAAGCUGCAGAUCUAUUUUAGGCAGAUGGGAAACGAACAUCCGAAUAUCAUUAAAUGAGAUUAAAGGUUGCAGAGCUGUCAACGUUAAAUGCCACUGGUGAUUUGAUCGCUGCCAUUAAGGUUUUACUGGGUUUUAUUAAUUAGAUUUUUGAAGAAAUUGGUGACAAAUACAUGGAAAACAAAUUAACAGCUCCAAGUGCCAAAGAACUAUAUUUUAAAUCGUGUUUACUUUAUUUAUGCAACAAUGUAAAUAUAUCAAAAAUGAAUUAAAAUAGGAUUCAGUUGGAUGUGGAAUUGCCCUUGAGAGAUACUUAGAUAAAGAUCCUAGUUUCGCUUCAGCCAGAUAAUAUAAAUUUGUUGUUAAUCUAAUUAAGGCUGUUGACAAUAAUAAUGUGUAGAUGUUUUCAGAUGAAUGGUAAUUAUAAUAUAUUAAUAACAGUUUUGAUUUCAAUAAGAUUAUACCUCUAGACAAAUGGAAAUUGAAUGUCUUGAAUAAGAUCAAAGAGGGAAUGCAACCAAUUUAAUAAGUUGAGGAUGGAGGUUUUAGGUGAUAAAUAAAAU